Molecule: messenger RNA, 1335 nt
Organism: Cucurbitaria berberidis CBS 394.84
Lineage: Eukaryota; Fungi; Ascomycota; Dothideomycetes; Pleosporales; Cucurbitariaceae
Exons: 2
Coding region: 1-1335 (444 amino acids)
Biological process (GO): ubiquitin-dependent protein catabolic process
Cellular component (GO): cytoplasm
Molecular function (GO): ubiquitin protein ligase activity
Source: RefSeq, a predicted model, not a curated record
AUGACAACCUCCGCCACCUACGCCUACCCGUCAUGGCCGUCGUAUAGCGCGCCCUCGCCCAGCGCAACAGAGGCAGUAGGGAAUAGCAACAGCAACAACAAUAGUAGUGGUCCGACAAGCUCGCCGCUCCUCUUCUUCGUUGCUCUGGGCUUCGGUGUCGUCUUUACAAAUCUCUGGAUCAUCGUGGGCGUCAAAUACUGCUUCCGAUACAACCGUCGGCGCGCCGCUGCAGCCGCCGCCGAUGGCGAGCCUAUCGACCUCACGACCAUGCCUCGGCCGCACAGAAGGAGAAGGGAAAAGAAGCUGAUGACCAUGGACGAGGUCAACGAGCGGUUUCCACUCACCAAGUACAAGCAGUGGAAGUCUAGUCGCGAGACGGAAGGAUUGCCAUCUAGCGGGGGAAUUGCGACAGCACCCCAGAGCAGAGCGCAAAGUUUGAAGGAUGUCGAGGGCGUGAUAUCGACAAAAGAUGAAGGCUCUAGUCAUAGGCCAGACACAGCCCUUUCCAUGGCCCGCGAGGAUUUAACCAUGCCAAAUUCAUCUACACAAAAGCCAGAAUCCCCCAGGACAAGCGUGGAUGCAAAGGACAAGGACACGGAGAAGCAUGUGGAGAAGCAUAUUGAAGCAGAGAAGUCUGCCACCACCACGACUGAGGCAGUGGAGACGAGCAAUGCUACUCCACAGGUCAACGCUCCUGAGCGUGAAGACGACUCAGAUGAUGACGACGAUCCGAUUCGAACUGCUGCUGCACCAGAAUUGUUGGCUGAGCCCGGUGACACUUGCGCCAUCUGCUUGGAUACCCUGGAGGACGACGAUGACAUCCGAGGACUCACUUGCGGCCACGCUUUCCACGCCAGCUGUGUAGACCCAUGGCUGACGAGUAGGCGAGCCUGCUGUCCACUCUGCAAGGCAGACUACUAUGUUGCCAAGCCUCGCCCUGAGGGUGAGGUCGACCCUGCCACCGGUCGUCGUUCAGCCGCAGGGCUCAGGUCACCAAACUCCCCACAGGCUGUCUGGACUACUACUCGCGGUAAUCCCUUCUCCCGAUCCCGGGUCAUCAUCAUCUCUGGCCCUGGUGGUCAGCAAAGCCAGCGUGUUGACAGAUUCGGGCGACUUAGUCGCCCUGGUAGGCCAGAUCGCUCAACCACUGCAGAUGCUGGGCAGCUGUCGGAGCAGGGCGUUGGCAACUCUAGUUGGAGAUCUCGGUUGACGAUGAAUCGAACGCAAGGUCCAACGUUUUCAAACUGGUUUGGCCGCAGCCGUGGCAAUGCGAGUGUGGACAACAAUGCGCCAGCCCAACCCACCCCAGGUCAGCUCGAAGCUGGCAACAGGUAG